AUGUGUCUCAUUUAUCUUUUAGCAACGUGUAUCAAGGGUCAUCGAGCUUCCCACUGCAAUCACAAGGAUCGACCACUGAUAGAAAUCAAAAAGAAAGGACGACCUGCAACACAAUGUUCUCGCUGCCGAGAGUUACGACUGGUUCGACAACUCCAUGUAAAAUGCGACUGCAACGAUACACCUGUAAUACGGCCACGAUCCAUCAAGAAACCAACAAAAGAAAAAGCCAUCCAUUCCAGCUUACGCGCUAUUGCACCUAGACCCAUACGUAUUACUUUGAGUGAGGAAGAAGGGACGAUAGAUAACAGUGUUGCCAAGCCAUCAUGUUGCUCAUCCCAAAAUACCAGGGCAUCCAACAACAACAACACCAUUUCGCAUUCUCCUAUCAGCACACCACCCGUUGCUAUGACUACCACCUCCUCUUCUUGUUGCUCCUCCUCUUCUUCAUCAUCAUCACCAUCACCAUCACCACCACAUUCAUCUACUACAUCUUGUUGCUCUUCUUCAUCAUCACCAUCUUCAUCCUCACCGAUCUCAUCUUCACCGCAGCAACAGCAACAGCAGCAGCCAUCAUCCUCAUCAUGUGGCGAUUCUUGUUGUGGCACAGCUCCAACGAUAGCAAAAGCAGCCUCGAACAAACGUGUACGCCUAGUCACUUGUCGUUGUGGCGAUUCGUGUGCAUGUCCUGGUUGUGAUGCACAUCCAUCUCGUGCUAUGAGAGGUUCUUCUGAUCCCUAUGUCAACACCAAUGAUGAUGAUGAUAAUCCAAGACGUCAACUCUCUAUUGCAGCCAUAUGCUCAUCCACUACUCCUGAUUCAGCAUCUUCAUCGUCAUCAUUACCACCACCACCACCGUCAUCCCAUAUCAACACCAAACCAUCGAUUAUCGAUAAGCCUUCCUCUGUAUUAACCGAAAGUGGUGUCGAGCUAUGCGGAUGUGGAUGUUCCCAAUUACUUCAAGAUUGCUCUGGAUGUGGUUUCAAUGACCUGUGCCGAAGUAAGUAA
Messenger RNA from Lichtheimia ornata, 1005 nucleotides. RefSeq lists its product as uncharacterized. Gene Ontology annotation, cellular component: nucleus. Gene Ontology annotation, biological process: intracellular iron ion homeostasis; positive regulation of transcription by RNA polymerase II; intracellular copper ion homeostasis. The record is from RefSeq and is a predicted model, not a curated record. The coding region runs from base 1 to 1005 and encodes 334 amino acids. Gene Ontology annotation, molecular function: copper ion binding; DNA-binding transcription factor activity, RNA polymerase II-specific; RNA polymerase II cis-regulatory region sequence-specific DNA binding. The transcript is spliced from 3 exons. NCBI's taxonomy places the organism in Eukaryota, Fungi, Mucoromycota, Mucoromycetes, Mucorales, Lichtheimiaceae.